Messenger RNA from Amyelois transitella, 5074 nucleotides. RefSeq names its product cAMP-dependent protein kinase catalytic subunit 1 (gene Pka-C1). The transcript has a single exon. Gene Ontology annotation, cellular component: cAMP-dependent protein kinase complex; nucleus. Gene Ontology annotation, molecular function: cAMP-dependent protein kinase activity; ATP binding. Gene Ontology annotation, biological process: peptidyl-serine phosphorylation. NCBI's taxonomy places the organism in Eukaryota, Metazoa, Arthropoda, Insecta, Lepidoptera, Pyralidae. The record is from RefSeq and is a predicted model, not a curated record. Bases 331 to 1392 code for a protein of 353 amino acids.
ACAAUUGACCGCCACCCGUGAGCAAGUCGUUUGCUCGAUCUCGCUGUGUCGAUCGAGUCCGGUUGUGGAAGCCAUUUUAUUUUAGUGAAUGUGACGAAAAAUAUUUCUUGGCUUCUUCGUUUUUAUCCUUGAUGUGUCAAUGUGUGCCUGCAACCAGUGUGCUUUGUGACGAGUGAUCGUGUGAUAAAAAUUAAGGAUGUACGUGUUUCAAAUCGGUCUGUGUUGACCUGCCCCGUUUCUUACACGGCCGCAGGCAUCGAUUAUUGUAACAAGGCGGCCUCUAAUAACGGCGAGUCGAAGCUAGCUUUGAACUUGUGUCAGAAUUGAGCCAUGGGCAACAAUGCUGCCACCGCGAACAAGAAAGUGGACGCUGCGGAAAGCGUCAAGGAGUUCCUUGACCAGGCCAAAGAGGACUUCGAGGAGAAAUGGAAAAAGAAUCCUACCAACACCGCCGGAUUGAACGAUUUUGAGCGAAUAAAAACGCUCGGUACGGGCUCGUUCGGUCGAGUAAUGAUAGUUCAACAUAAACCGACGAAAGAAUAUUACGCUAUGAAAAUAUUAGAUAAACAAAAAGUAGUAAAAUUGAAACAAGUGGAGCACACACUUAACGAAAAACGCAUUCUUCAGGCUAUCAACUUUCCGUUUUUGGUGAGCCUCAAAUUUCACUUCAAGGACAACUCGAAUCUAUACAUGGUGCUGGAGUAUGUUCCCGGAGGCGAAAUGUUCUCCCACCUGCGCAAGGUGGGUCGCUUUUCAGAACCUCAUUCGCGAUUUUACGCCGCGCAAAUAGUACUGGCUUUUGAAUACCUUCACUACCUCGAUCUCAUAUAUCGGGAUCUUAAGCCGGAGAACCUGCUGAUCGACUCACAAGGUUACCUCAAAGUGACUGAUUUUGGCUUCGCAAAGCGUGUCAAAGGGCGUACGUGGACUCUUUGCGGCACGCCUGAGUACCUCGCUCCAGAAAUCAUCUUGUCUAAAGGUUAUAACAAGGCUGUGGAUUGGUGGGCUCUGGGAGUCCUGGUUUAUGAAAUGGCAGCCGGCUACCCACCCUUCUUCGCUGACCAACCCAUCCAGAUAUAUGAGAAAAUUGUUUCUGGUAAGGUGCGUUUUCCCUCACAUUUUGGCUCAGAUCUGAAAGACCUUCUCCGCAAUUUGCUGCAGGUAGAUUUGACAAAACGCUAUGGUAAUCUUAAAGCGGGUGUCAAUGAUAUAAAAGGUCAUAAAUGGUUUGCAAGCACCGAUUGGAUUGCUGUCUUCCAGAAAAAAAUUGAGGCACCAUUUAUCCCACGUUGCAAGGGACCUGGUGAUACAAGUAACUUUGAUGAUUAUGAGGAAGAGGCUCUGCGUAUCUCGUCAACUGAAAAGUGUGCACGGGAAUUCGCCGAGUUCUGAGCGCAUAGUUGGUGCCUGCAAACGGACACUACCGUGAGUAGGUGUUUUGUAUUAGUGAAUAUUCCAUGAUUGUGUCAUGGAAUUGUGACAAGUGCAUCUGUGUGCCGGUGAUCCUUGGUGAUCAUAGACGCUGCAUUGAGCCGGCAUACUGGAUGAAGUUCAGAGUGUAAGCAGAUGAUUGUAGAACUGGUUUCCGAUUUUUCGGUGGCGUUUAUUUGCUUAGUGCCCUUUUAAAUUGACGUAUUUAGUGCAGUUGAAAAAAGUUAAAUGUGUCUCCUGUAUUGGUGAUAAGAAGGCCCAAGAAAAGUCACUUCUGAUGUCUUAGGUGAAAACAUGAGCACCAUUCAAAGUCCAGAGUUUAUUUCUAGUACAUGAUAGUUCACAAGCUAUGGAUUGUGCUGUGUUAUUUGUUAUUAAUGAAUUGUUUUACAAGGUAUAUAUUUAUAUUCUCAAAUCAUGUAUAAUGUUAAUCAGAUUUUCUUCUUGCUUUUAAUAUUAAAUUUCUCAACAACUUUUUAUCUCAUACAUCACUUAACCAUCAAUUUAGAACUAAUUUUGAUCACUAAUUUUAGAUAUCAAAUGAAUUUCCUUAAUAUAAUCUUGGUGGAAUGUUAUGGUUUUUAUUGAUUGACAUUUUCAUAAUUGGUUUUAUUUAAAGAUAUACUUAAUUGUUGUAUCAGUUGAUAUUUAUAUACCUAAGUGUUUAACUACAUCAAAAAUAUAUUGAAGAGAUUAAUUUAUUGUAUUUGUAUACAUGUAGUUGUGUUAAUUUGUGCAAUUUGACCUAUGUGUUUGUGAUCUGAUGUGAGGAUUUAUUUGGACUUAAGUGUAAUAUGUAUUAGUUCCUUAUUAUGUAGGUUUUAAUGUUAAAAUUGGUGAAACUGAACUUUUUAAAGUAUCUGCUGCCAGCCUUGUAAAUUGAUGUCAUUAGACUUGAAACUUAUUGCUAGCAUCAGUUUAUUAAAAGCAAUAAAUUUUUAAGACAAAAACUUCAACAUAUUCCCACUAUAAUGAAAUCAAUAUUCAUUUGUGGUGUGUACAUAAUGUAUACAUUUGAACAUUAAACCAGCACAAAACAAAUCAUGAGAGAAUUUUUAUACUCGAGGCAAUUUUCAUUAUAAUAGGAAUAUGUGAAAAAAUACCUAGUAGUAAAUCUAAAUAUGCCAUUAUGGCGAUAUCUUGUCAUUGAGACUGAUGUUAUCAAUAAGCUUAAUGUUAUAAGCAGUUCUAAAAUGAAUAUAGAUCAGGUUUAUGCAGUCACUUUCAGUCUCAUUUGUGGAAUGAUUCAAACAUAAAUAAUUAACUGGCAAUGUUAAUCAUAAAGUUUGUUAGCUAUUAGGAGUAGGACUUUGAAUCCAGGCUGUACAGAUUAAAUAUCUAGUUAUUUGUAGUGCAUUUUACAUUGUGGUAACAUUGUGAGAAUAAGUGGUGAUAGUUGAAUUGUUCUUGGAGGUUUUUUUUCCACUCAUUUUCUGAUGCUACUCAUAUUACUUUCAAAGUGAUAAUCAUUACUUUAGUUGAUAAUGGAUGAAAUUUACUGUUACAAAGUAAUAGAACCUGAAAAUCAGCAAUCUUUAUGGGAAGCAUAUCUUUACCUUAGAUCAUUUUUUGUGCUUAGGACAUAUGUAUAAAAGGCAUACUGCUUCAUAUGAACUGCCAAAAUGUCUUUUUUUGCAUACUGACUGACAUUUCAAUAUGUUUUAAGUUUAAAGAGGAAAAUGCCACUUAAAUAUAUGCACCAUAAUUGUUCAUAGGUCAAGUUAUGAUCAAUUUUAAAACAAUCAUAUCACAUGUGUCUGUCAUAAACAAUGUAUUAUUAAAAUCUUUAUCAAAGUUCACUUUUUACCUGAUCAAAUAGAAAUUAUGAAUGUCUAAUUAAUAUUAAAAAAUAAAAUCAGUUACAUAUGGAUAAAACGUUUUUGUAUUUCAGAUUUCAAUGAAAUGUUUUGUUUACAUUUUUCUUGACAUUCUUUAAUUUCCUAAUCAUCACAAGGUUUGUCAUAAGUCUCUGUAUAUCCAAAUCUGUAAUUUCAAAUUAUUAAUAUUUCUUAAACAUUCAUUAAAAUAAUUUAUUGAGAUGUUUUUUAUUUUAUUUAGUUGGUCAGGUUUUAUUUUCUUUACUAAAGAAUUGAGUAUUAAUUCUAUAUUUACAUUUAAGUUUAUAUUUAUACAAUCAAGUCACGAGUUAUUGUCACUAUUUAUUAUUUGCUCCACAGAGCACUUAAUGUUAGACAAUGUCUGAUUUGGUGGAAUGUCAUAUCAAAAUAUUCCUUUGUGCUGUAGAUUUAUUUAAAACAUUGAUUUUCAUAUGUUAUAUUUUUUUAAAUGGUGCCAUAGUCUUGGGAAUGGUCCUAUUUUGUAAAUAUUAAAAAGUUGUUUAUAUACCUAGUUAAGUUGUCUUCUUUUUAAAUUUAUUGCGUCAUCAGACCUUGUGCAUUUGGCACACCAGUGUUGAUUGCUUGUCGCAUUUAAGUCUCACAUACAUCAGGCAACAAAGAUGCUCAAUAUAAUUAGUAUGACAUACCAGUAUGAACACCAAGAAACGGUGAUAAUUUGCUGUCUUGACUUGACUUGACUAAUACUUUUUGAGUGAAAUGGCACAUCAUACCUGUCAAUCACGUUAAUGUUGAGCUAUAUUGUUUAAUGUAUUUUAGCCUUCAAUACAGUAUUAUUCAUGAGCAUGAUUUUAUUGAGACUAAAAUCAGAAAUGAGUUUAAAAAAGUAGCUAGUCACUCCUUCCUUGUUGAUUUUAAAAUGCGACGACUUAGUUUAUCAUACAGCUUGGUGUCUAUUACACACUUUAUUAGUCUUAAGAUUAUUGUUAGAUUAGGUAGUAAAAAAUAUUCUUUUACGUAAGUAAUUGGUGAUGAUUAUCAAUUGGUGCAUAGUUUUGUGAUUGUAACAUUUUCUUUAUAGUUAUCGUGGAGUAUCGAAUUAAAUUUUUCUCAGCUCACUUUCGAGGCAUUGUUCUCUUUGCUGACGUUUUUCAAUGAGAAAAGCAAUCUAUUUUCCAUUGUUUACUUCGAUGAUAAGCGAAACUACUUUGAUUUGCUAUAGAAUGACAUUCACCAGUUGGACAUUGUACACAUGUAAAACCUAUAAAACAAUUAAGGAAUUUUCGUUAUACCUUACGUUACUAUUGUCUAAAUUUGAUAGCAUAAAACUAAAUCGCCGCGAUAUUGUGUUUAGUUUUCAUGCUUAGUUGAACUGUGCAGUAGACUUGAUGCUAAAUCAUUUUAUAGAAAAUUUCUUUCCGAAAACUUACGCGUAUUAUAAAUCGAGUGUAGUUAGGGCGGGUUGCUAGUUGUAUAUAAAACUCUAGAGUGAUUGUGUCCCCGGUAUUUAGGAGAUUUGAUAUCAGCUUCGGUAUCGCAGACCUUCAUUCCAGUAGCUUCACAACUUGCUCAGAAACCCAAUGUGGACGCUCUAAUGUGAACAUUUUAAAGCCAUUUUGGAUAUUAUAAACAUUAGUGUGACAGUAUGUGUAUUUGCGAAAAGUCGUCUUUUUGUAUUUGUGCGUAUUAAUAUUAAAAUGUUCACGUCUAGAUCUAUUAUAUCGAGUGCCUAUAGCAUUGAAAGUUCAAGUGUAAUAAGUCAGUUAAUUUCAGUAAUUAUUUGUCACCAUGUAUUGAUCUUCCAUAAAAUUACGAUGAAAUUAAAAUAUCGAUGUAACAGUAUAAAA